Molecule: messenger RNA, 450 nt
Organism: Entrophospora candida
Lineage: Eukaryota; Fungi; Glomeromycota; Glomeromycetes; Entrophosporales; Entrophosporaceae
Source: the annotation of a GenBank genome assembly
AUGGGCGAUCAAAGCCAUCAAAAUUAUUUUGAUACCGAUUGGGCUAAUGUUUUUAAUAACCAUGAUCUUGUUUCUACUAAUCAUCAAAACCUUGGAGGCAAUAAUUAUACUUGUCAAAACCACGGGGAAAAUGUUUUAAACAGCCAGAAUGUCGGAAAUAAUUAUACUAAUCAAAACUCUGGAGAAAUUCUUCAAAGCAAUAAUUUCAAUCAAUAUUCUAGUCUCAAUGAUAUCAUUUACCAGAAUCUAACUACUACUACGAACAUUAAUCAUCAUCCGAAUAAUUCUUUUGAGAUCGGAGAAGGUUCCUAUCAAAAUUCUAUUAAUUCUACUGUCACCACUGACCAAAACAAUAAUGAGCAACUACUUAUUUACAUAGCAUCUCAACUUCAAAAUAUCCAAAAUGCCAUAAAUCAAUUUUUAGUCAACAGUCGCAACAAUAAUAGAUAA